This is a messenger RNA of Atta colombica, 1132 nucleotides long. RefSeq names its product phospholipid scramblase 1-like. The record is from RefSeq and is a predicted model, not a curated record. Lineage: Eukaryota; Metazoa; Arthropoda; Insecta; Hymenoptera; Formicidae. Gene Ontology annotation, biological process: plasma membrane phospholipid scrambling. The coding region runs from base 178 to 957 and encodes 259 amino acids. Gene Ontology annotation, molecular function: phospholipid scramblase activity. Gene Ontology annotation, cellular component: plasma membrane. The transcript is spliced from 7 exons.
GUUCAUUGCCGGAACGCAAGCCGAACUACCUAAGCUCGUCUUUUCCCGUUGUUUCAUUGCUUGUCGGUUGCCCGUUAGUUCGUUCCGCUGGUUAGGAGCCGAGGGCACGUGUUUUCGACUCUUUUACCACGCCGUUCUUCUUCCGCCAAGAAACGAGGGUAAGCCGGAAGUAGAAGAAUGACCGACCAAAAGUAUUAUGCACCGUAUCCCCCGCUGUCGGGGAUGGGACUGCAGCCACCGCAGCCGAUUGCAACAGCUCCGCCACAGCCAGGUGCGUCGAUGUUACCGCCAGGUGGUUGGUUACCGCCGAAUAUGACAUAUCCACCCGGCUUGGAAUACCUUAUGGACCUUGAAUAUCUUUUCGUGAACCAGAAAAUUGAGUUGCUUCAAGCUUUUACUGGAUGGGAAACUAAGAACAAGUAUGUUAUUAUGGAUAACAGGGACGAACUAGUAUUUUAUAUGGCCGAAGAAUCGGGAAUCUGUUGGCGAUUGUGCGUGGGAAAGUAUCGCUCGUGCGAAUUUUCCAUCUAUGACAAAAAUCGGCAUGAGAUUCUUCGUAUGAUCCGACCAUUCAGAUGCGAUGGUUGCUGUUGUCCUUGUUAUCUACAGGUUUUAGAAGUGUACUCCGGAAAUACUCUACUGGGUAGCGUUACUCAAGAAUGGAGUCUUUGGCGACCAAAGUUUUACGUUCGCGAUGCAUCCGGCCAACCAGUGUUAAUGAUAAAAGGUCCACUUAUUCGUUUUUGUAUUGAUGUAACUUUUAAGAUCAAAUCUAUGGAUGAAAAGCAUCGUGUCGGCAUGAUUCGAAAACAUUGGAGUGGCUUUGGUCGAGAGAUGUUCACCGUUUCUGAUAUGUUCGGUAUUCACUUUCCGCGCGAUUUGGACGUGAAGAUAAAAGCUGUACUGUUAGGAGCGUGUAUUUUAAUAGACUUCAUGUAUUUCGAGCAGGAGAAAUAAGUCAAUCUAUUUCAAUUUUUAAAAGAAAACCAAAGCUUUGUUCGUAUGAACAUACACCUUCAUCAACGUAUUUUGUUACAUAACAAAUACCUCAAAAGUCAUGUAUCAACUUAUAAGUACAUUCAAAAAUAUUUUGUAACGUACAAAUAUCUCAAAAAAUGUUUAACUACGGAAU